Messenger RNA from Salvia splendens (bonfire salvia), 1593 nucleotides. RefSeq names its product tryptophan N-monooxygenase CYP79A68. NCBI's taxonomy places the organism in Eukaryota, Viridiplantae, Streptophyta, Magnoliopsida, Lamiales, Lamiaceae. The record is from RefSeq and is a predicted model, not a curated record. Bases 1 to 1593 code for a protein of 530 amino acids. The transcript is spliced from 2 exons. Gene Ontology annotation, molecular function: monooxygenase activity; iron ion binding; oxidoreductase activity, acting on paired donors, with incorporation or reduction of molecular oxygen.
AUGAAAAUUGAACAAAGCCUCAACAACGAACUUGUUUCGUUCCUUGCACUCUCUUUAGUCUCACUACUCUUCUUGAAACUCAUAUCCAUCAACAAAAGAUCACCAUCCCCACUCCUUCCGCCGGGGCCGACCGCCUACCCGGUGGUCGGCAGCCUGCCCGAAAUGCUGCUGAAGAAGCCCGCAUUCCGAUGGAUACACAAUCUCAUGCAAAAACUCAACACCGAGAUUGCUUGCAUCCGCCUCGGCAGCGUCCACGUCAUCGCCGUCACUUCUCCGGAGCUCUCCAGAGACUUCUUGAAGAAGCACGACGCCAUCUUCGCCUCCCGCCCCGAGGCAGUCUCAGCCCGCCUCAUCAGCAAUGGAUACUUGACACUAGCCUUCUCUCCCGCUGGGGAGCAGUGGAAGAAAAUGAGGAAGGUUAUGGUGUCGGAGGUGCUCUCUAUGCGUGUGUUUCGAAGCCUCCACGCAAAGAGAUGUGAGGAAGCCGAUCACCUCGUGCGAUAUGUAUACGAUCAGUGCAACAAUCCACUCCAAAAUGGGGUUGUGAACGUCAGAGAUGCAGCCCGGCACUACUGCGCUAAUUUAAUCAGGAAGAUGGUGUUUGGAGAGAGGUUUUUCGGAAUAGGAGCAGAGGACGGAGGCCCGGGAACUGAAGAGAGAGAACACGUGGAUGGAUUGUUCACUCUUCUUUUGUUUCUCUAUGGAUUCGCCAUUGCUGAUUUUAUACCAUGGUUGGAGGUUUUCGAUUUCGAUGGACAUAAAAGGAUUGUAAAGAAUGCGAUUAAGAAUGUAAGAAAAUACCAUGACCCACCAAUCAAUAAGAGAAUGAAGAUGUGGCAACUAGGGCUAAAGAGUGAAGAAGAUGAUAUUCUUGACCUUUUGAUUAACCUCAAAAGCCCAGACCAUACUGAGCCCCUUUUGUCAGUUCGAGAGAUUACAGCACAAAUAAUUGAAAUAAUGAUUGCUACUGUUGAUAAUCCAUCGAAUGCAACUGAGUGGGCUUUGGCGGAGAUGAUCAAUCAACCAGAUAUUCUUGCAAAGGCAUGUCAAGAAUUGGACCGAGUUGUAGGUAAAGACAGACUCGUGGAAGAAUCAGAUAUACCUAACCUAAAUUAUAUAAAGGCUUGUUUGAAAGAGUCAUUUAGGAUACAUCCGUUAUCACCAUUUAAUGUUCCUCAUAUUUCGAGCAAGGAUGUUGAUGUGGGUGGCUACUUCAUUCCGAAGGGGAGCCAUGUGUUGCUCAGUCGUCCCGGCCUAGGGCGCAACCCUAGGGUUUGGGAUGAGCCUCUCAAGUUCAAGCCAGAGCGUCACAUUGUUGAUGAAUCAUCAGAAGUGAAGCUUGUGGAUCAAGAAUUGCGCAUGUUGUCAUUCAGUACCGGGAGAAGAGGAUGCCCUGGCUAUCUACUUGGUUCUACCAUUUCCACUAUGCUUUUGGCUAGACUUAUUCAGGCUUUCAGGUGGAAGCCACCCCUUGAUACAGAUAUCAUUGAUUUAGCUGAGUCGGGCCAUAAUUUGGGAUUGGCUAAACCUUUGAUUGCACAUGCAAUGCCACGAUUGGACUCACAAAUUUAUAAGCAAAUCAUCUCAAACUAA